CAGGUCGCGCGGUCAGGUUCUGAGGCAAACACCAACAACUUGCGCUGGAUGGACUGAAAACACAACUUAGGUCAAGGAAGUAAAGGCGUGUCAGUAGUCCGCCAGUGCUGUUACCGCGUCUUACUUUCGGUAUUACACGCCCCACGCCGAGGUGUUCCGCACAAUAUGCGUUUUACCAACCGUCCGGGGACACAACCGUGCGGACGGCGCAUGAAGGAGCGGGAGAAACCGAAAAUGGUUACUGGACAAAGGCAGCGAUAAGCCAACUUCCGAGGCAGCCCCGCUCCUCAAAACAACACACGAGCUGAUUUGAGAAAGAACGACAGAAGGCGGAUGAGAAGAAAAUGGACCGUCCGCGGCAGAGCAAGGAUAUGAAGAUGCCCCUCAGGAGGGUGGGAAGUCCAACCAGACCCCGGGCAUGGAUGACUGGAUGGCACAAACCAAAGUCUGCCAAGCAUGUCCACAGAUCCAUGAAUGAGCAGUCCUUCCAGAAACCCGACUUUGACUUCGGAUACCAGAGGCACCGCCACUUCACCCCCAGGUCUCACUCCUCCUGGGGAGGUCAUUAUCAGCCUAAAAUUCAGGAAGAUCCACCACACAGGGUGAUGGCGAAGAAUCAAGUAAGGAAGGAGGAGAGGGAGAAAGACAUUGGGGAGCAGAGCCAGCCGAGAGGGGCAAUUUCACCUCCACAAGAAGAUGACAGACCUUUUCUCACCAGCAGGGAGAAGGACAAACAUUUUAGUGUUUCUCAUGAGCGUGCGAGAACCCGAAGCAGAGAACGAGAACAUGAGGAAGCUCAAAGCGGAGUGGGAGAGCAAGGCGGAAAGCCAGAGCACCCUUCAGCUGCAGGCUGGGCAGCAGCACGAAAUAGAGCCAUUCAACAGAAAAGGAGAGAGAUAGAGGAGGUGUAUUGUAAGGACUGUGACACAUUUGGAGUGGUGGUCAAGAUGCUGAUAGCCAAGGACCCCUCACUAGAGCUCCCCAUCCAGUCUUCUCUGCAGCAAAACCUCAGGGAGAUAGGCCAGCGCUGUGUGGAGGCCCUGAAGCAAUUUAUAGAGGAGUACGACUCCAGAGAACUCUCGGAGUAGUGUCUCACACGCACGCACACACACACACACCUUUUUUUGCCUAGAAUACAUAACACUUGUUUAUAUGAAGACUCCUGUUUAGUUAACUGCUGCUGCUAUUUGUGUUUUUUAAUGUUUUUUAAUGUUUGUGUGUACCUUUAGCAGUAAUGAGCCGUUGUGACCUUGCGUCCUGCCUGGUCAAAGUCACUCCUGGUGCUCAGCCUUCUGCUGGCCUUGUUUCGACCUGCGUAUUAUAUGACCACUGCCGAAAUAUAGUCUUUGUUGACUCAGAACCUUUCGGUGUUGCUACUACUUUUGAAAAGCGAUGACGAGAAUACAGCCAGCAUGUGAAUUAGUUUCCAUACAGCAGUUAAAUUUCAAAGUUUACGAAGAAAUCGUGACAGGGUCUGUUUGAUAUUUGGAUGAGUUAUGUACAUCAUAUUCUAUUGUUAUUACUCUAUUUUUCCAAAUCUACUUGCUCAUGAAACAUUAAAUAAAAUAUGA
Molecule: messenger RNA, 1571 nt
Organism: Lampris incognitus (smalleye Pacific opah)
Lineage: Eukaryota; Metazoa; Chordata; Actinopteri; Lampriformes; Lampridae
Product: periphilin-1-like
Exons: 6
Coding region: 345-1088 (247 amino acids)
Biological process (GO): negative regulation of gene expression, epigenetic; negative regulation of DNA-templated transcription; protein localization to heterochromatin
Cellular component (GO): nucleoplasm
Source: RefSeq, a predicted model, not a curated record